Messenger RNA from Guillardia theta CCMP2712, 1425 nucleotides. RefSeq lists its product as hypothetical. The coding region runs from base 92 to 1267 and encodes 391 amino acids. Lineage: Eukaryota; Cryptophyceae; Pyrenomonadales; Geminigeraceae. The record is from RefSeq and is a predicted model, not a curated record. The transcript is spliced from 4 exons.
CGGCAACGAGAUCUCAUCCAUUUGCAAAGUUUGCUCAGAAACCACUGCAGAGAAAUCAACCGCAGGAAAGCCAAGUCCGUGUUCUAGGGGAAUGUCGUUUCAGAUGAGCUUCAUCCUCGGAUUUGCAACUUCGUUUAUGCUGAUCACUGCCUGCGUCGUUUUCGCUCCUCGUUUUCCAAGCCAUGUGAAUCCGGCGUUCAAAGCCUUCAACAUUCUGUACACCUUGGCAAAGGCUGAUGGCAAUGAUGAAAAGAUUGCCGGCAAGGAGCCGCGAGAGGACUUGAAAGCUAUGCAGAUUCAAGACCUUGAAGCUCGAAAUUCUGCGCUGGAAGCAAAACUACAGCAUGAGAAGGCAGCAGUAGAGAAUUUGCAGAGGCUGUUGGAAGAGAUGCGCCAAAGGAAUGAUCAAUCUCGCAUGGAACGAGAUCAGUCGGCAAGAGACUUGACUUCCCAGGCUUUGGAUCUGCACUACACUAAGCAAGAGCUCGAAGAGAUGAGGAGCAAGGUUCAGCAACUAGAGCAGCUUUCGGUACAAUGGCAGGCCGAAAUGGAAGCAGCAGAAAAGAAGAUCUACAAGGUCACCAGGGAGAAAGCUGCGGCGGAGAAGGCUGCAGAGGUGCUGGAAGAAGAAGUCAAUGCCGUUCGAGGGAGGCUUAAGGACAUGGAGCGAGCGAACCAGAGGGCGACCAACAGCCCUCAACUGAGCAGAGCGAGGGGAUACGAAGAGCGAGCAAGAGAGCGUCUUGACCUGAAGCAAUUGGCUGUGGGGGACGAGGAACGUCUCUUCAGCGCCUUCGAUGCCUCCAAGUCUCCUGCGCUGUCGUCCACCAAGUCCCCGCCGCGACCUGGACUCUACUUCGGUUCAGAGACAGGAGGAGGAAGCAGCACGGCCGAGACAUCACCUGCCGACGGUCGCUACUUCCCUGGAAGAUACUUCUCGAGCACGUCCCAGGCGAUCGGAGAGCAGAGGAGCCCCUUCUGCCGCUCCACCAGCUCGGACAUGAUGCUGCAGCACCUCGGCGAGCCGUUGGGCCUGCCGACGAGCAUGGGAGGCGACUUGGAGGGAGAGGGCCGCAUGCAGAGGAUAUGCUACGCAGGGGAUGAGCCCUGCCAGACUCGUGCGAGAGGACGAAGAGGGGGGAGGAAGCAGAAGAAGUCGAUGACGCCUGACUCGUCAGGAGGUCGGGGAGAGCUGGAGUCAUCCAUGGAUACGACCGACGACCUCGCUACGUCCAUGGCGCUCGCAGCCUUAGAAGAGACUCCCUGAACUUUCUCGAAGACGCUCUCCCUUUUGCUCCACCAUCUUCGCCCCCUCCCUUUCCCUUCGUUUUUUCUUCACCCCACACGUCCUGGUGCUAUUAUUUAGAACACAAACGCAGUAGAUCUUACGGACCAUGUAAACAAAAUCUGCUGUUAGAGAAACAA